This is a messenger RNA of Amaranthus tricolor (Joseph's coat), 3724 nucleotides long. Its product is annotated as probable LRR receptor-like serine/threonine-protein kinase At1g67720. Lineage: Eukaryota; Viridiplantae; Streptophyta; Magnoliopsida; Caryophyllales; Amaranthaceae. Gene Ontology annotation, biological process: protein phosphorylation. Gene Ontology annotation, molecular function: protein kinase activity; ATP binding; protein binding. The transcript is spliced from 14 exons. Bases 398 to 3262 code for a protein of 954 amino acids. The record is from RefSeq and is a predicted model, not a curated record.
AUUAAUUGGGUUAGUUAGUUACAUAAUUAUACUCUUCCUCUCUUGCUCUUUUACAAAUUAUUUUUAUUUUCUCAAAAAGUUAUCUUCCCUUAUAAUAAAAAAGGAAUUUCAAAAGGAUCAUUAUGAAUAUGGUUUAUGAAUUUUGUAUUUGUGCUGUAAAGAUUAAACCCCACAUACACCAUAAAAACCCACUUUCCUUUCUUCACCUUUUUCUUUUUAAUCUGAAUUAUUUUACUUUUUUCCUUUUGGGUUUUUUUUGUUUUUUAAUUGUACUAAUGAUUAAAAAUGUAAACUUUUUGGUUUGCAUUGUUCUGUCUUUAACACUUUUCUGCUUUUUACUCUUUGAUUUGGUAUUCCAAUCUAGUUUCUUCCCCAACCAGAAGAUAGAGACUCCAAAAUGGAGAAUUGGAUUGUUGGGUUUAUGUUUUUCUUCUAUUUUUUACUGUCCUUUAUCUGUUUUACAGGUGCCCAAAUUCCAGGUUUUGUGAGUGUGGAUUGUGGAGGUACAACUAAUCAUACCGAUGAGCUUGGCAUUCAAUGGGUUCCCGAUGACCAAUUUAGAUUUGGGAAGAUUGCUACUAUAUCUAUCCCUAAUGAAACCCGACAACAGUAUAUGUCAUUAAGAUACUUCCCAAAUGAUAACGGAAAGUACUGCUACACCCUUAAUGUUACAAGCAGGACUAGAUAUCUGGUGAGAGCGACAUUUUUAUACGGAAACUUUGACAACAACAAUGUAUAUCCGAAGUUUGAUGUUUCAAUGGGGGCAACUCCUUGGUCUACCAUUGUGAUCUCAGAUGCUACCACUGUAGAGGUGAUUGAAAUGAUAUUUCUUGCUGCCGAGCCGACUAUUAGCGUGUGCCUAUCAAAUGCUAAAACAGGACAGCCCUUCAUCUCUACCCUUGAGCUUCGACAAUUCAAUGGUUCAAUGUAUAUUACAGAUUUCGAAAAUCAAUACUACAUGAGUGUAUCCGCAAGAAUUAAUUUUGGAGCUGACAGUGCUGAUCCUGUGAGGUAUCCUGAUGAUCCAUAUGAUAGAUUGUGGGAAUCUGAUUCUUUGAGGAAACCAAAUUAUCUAGUUGAUGUUGCUGCUGGCACUGAGAAAAUCUCGACAAAUAGACCAAUUGGUGUUAGCAGAGAUGAUCAACCACCGCAGAAAGUGAUGCAAACUGCUGUAGUUGGAAGAAACGGAACAUUGUCAUACCGUUUGAAUUUAGAUGGAUUUCCGGGUGGCGGGUGGGCUUUCUCAUACUUUGCAGAAAUAGAAGACUUAGGUCCUAAUGAUGUAAGGAAAUUCAAGCUCGAGCUUCCUGGUGCGCCUUUGGUUUCCAAAGCAGUUGUCAAUAUCCUUGAAAAUGCUCAAGGAAAGGACCGUCUCUAUGAGCCCGGGUUCCAGAACUUGACCCUUCCAUUUGUGUUGUCUUUUGAGUUUGUCCAGACCUCUGAUUCCACCAUGGGGCCUCUUGUGAACGCUAUGGAGAUCAACAAGUAUGUAAAGAAAAUUGGCGGAUCUGCAGAUGGAUCUACUAUAACUAUGCUGAUUUCACAUUACUUAUCGGCUGAUUGGGCUCAAGAAGGUGGUGAUCCAUGCCUGCCAGUACCAUGGUCAUGGUUGAACUGCAGCUCUGAUCCUCAGCCACUCGUAACCGCAAUUCAUUUGUCGAAUAAACAUUUAACUGGAGAUAUCCCUUCAGAACUCACAAACUUAAGUGGUUUGAUUGAAUUAUGGCUCGAUGGGAAUUCACUGACUGGACCGAUUCCUGAUUUUAGCGGCUGCCCAAGCUUGAAAAUAAUGUAUAUUUACCUUUUGUUUUUAUUUUUUAAAAUAUUUAAUGUGAGUUUUUACUUGUGUUAUUGUGUAUGUAGCCAUUUGGAGAACAACCAGUUAACAGGUCCAGUUCCAUCAUCCUUGGGUCAGCUGCAGAACUUAAGUGAAUUAUUCUUACAAAAUAAUAAGUUAUCGGGAAAAUGGCCAUCGGACCUUGGUAAAAACAUCUUUACAAACUUUUCUGGAAAUGUUGAUCUUCGUGAAGGGAACGGUGGAAGUAGUCGUACUGGUACAAUUGUCGGUUCAUCCCUUGGUGCAGUAGUGCUUCUCAUAGCAACUAUCAUGUUUUGUUAUUUCUUGUGCAAAAGGAAGAAUCAUAAGAAAAGAUAUACUGACCAAGCCGACCUUCCGAAUUUCCGGCCGCCUCAAAAGUUACCCUCUUCCUUGGAAAGCAAUUCAACAGAAGCCGCUCAUUGCUUUACGUUCUCAGAACUGAAAGAAGCUACAAAAGAUUUUGAGAAGAAAAUAGGUUCUGGAGGUUAUGGUGUGGUGUACUACGGUAAAUUAAAAGAUGGAAGAGAAAUUGCUGUCAAAGUUCUCACUAGUAACUCCUUCCAGGGAAAACGAGAAUUCUCAAAUGAGGUUACUCUCCUCUCAAGGAUGCACCACCGAAAUCUGGUGCAAUUUCUUGGGUACUGCCAAGAAGAUGACCGAAACAUCCUGGUCUACGAGUUCAUGCACAAUGGAACUCUCAAAGAGCAUCUUUAUGGCCAUUCAACACGAAAACGGGGUAUAAGUUGGAUCCAACGCCUUGAAAUUGCUGAAGAUACAGCAAGAGGAAUUGAAUAUCUUCACACAGGCUGUGUGUCGGCAAUCAUACAUCGAGAUUUAAAAACGAGUAACAUAUUAUUGGACAAAAAUAUGCGGGCUAAAGUUUCGGAUUUUGGUCUCUCGAAACUUGCAGUAGAAGGAGCUUCACAUGUAUCAAGCAUUGUCAGGGGCACUGUUGGAUAUCUCGAUCCCGAAUAUUACAUCUCCCAGCAGUUGACCGAUAAAAGUGACGUCUAUAGUUUUGGUGUCAUUUUACUGGAGCUAAUAUCUGGGCAGGAAGCCAUAUCUAAUGAAAGCUUUGGUGUUAACUGCCGGAACAUAGUUCAAUGGGCGAAGCUACACAUUGAGAGUGGAGACAUUCAAGGCAUAAUUGAUCGAUCACUGCGAGACGAAUUUGACGUACAAUCAAUGUGGAAGAUAGCCGAAAAGGCUUUGAUGUGCGUCCAAGCACAUGGCUAUAUGAGACCCUCAAUAUCUGAUGUGCUCAAAGAGAUCCAAGACGCUAUCAUGAUCGAAAAGGUAGCUCAAGCAGCUAGAGAAGGAAACUCCGAUGACAUCUCCAGACACUCCUUGCAUUCCUCCAUCAACACGGGCUCCUUGGACUUAGGCCUGACUGAUAGUUAUUUGUCCAUAGACGAGUCCAUUGCUAGGCCUACAGCACGAUAGCUUUUUGUUACUCGACCGCUUAAUUUUCUAAGUUAUAUUUUUCUCUGUCGUUCAAAAUUUUGAUGUUUCUUCCGAGUUGCUUAAGCAAGAGGUCUUCCAGAGUCGUGCUUGUUCGAUGUCCCUCGUGCAAAAAAGGGUUGCACGUCAGGUUGUAAAUUGUUUGCUUGACGCGAGCAUAUUUUUCGUGAAGUGAGGAAGUUUGUGCUUGAUUUAUGUGCAUACUUCCCUCUUCUACAAUGUGAUUAUUACCAUAACAUAAUAAUUAUAACUACCAUUUUGAUGAUUGUAAACCAGAGUAGAAUUUAGACCAAAGAAAAUAACUACAUUAAAUCUUGAAUCAGAGUAGCUUGCUUGUCAAGUAGUUUGAGUAGUGUAAAUCGAUUUUGUGCAUUUUUCUGUAUUUAUAUUAUACAAUUCUAUAUAUGUAAACUAUUAGUCAGAAGCAAUUAUGAUAGAAAAUUA